UCAGCACGCAUAAUAACGAAGCGUUUCUCAAUUGUUGAAGUUGCGAAUCAAGCGCAGGCUUUAUUGAAUAAAUUCCUGAUGAAUACUAAUUCGAAUGAAUUAACCAAAUUAAGACUUCAAGAGAUAUGUGAUCAUUUUAUUGAAUAUCCAUCAACUCGCAUAAUUGCCAUGCAGAACAAACGAUUCAUGAAGAUAUUAUUGAAAUGUUUACAUAGAACGGAUGAUGAAGAAUUGAAAGGUGAUAUCCGAAAAUGUUUAUCGGUGAUUGGUUAUGUGAAUUAUCCGAAAGGAUGUGGAGUUAGAAUACUAUCAAUUGAUGGGGGUGGGACUCGUGGUAUGAUGGGUCUCGAGGUAUUACAAGCUCUCGAAGAUGCGUUAGGCGGACCCAAGGUGGCCGAAAUGUUCGAUCACAUUGUUGGUGUAAGCACAGGCGGCAUCAUAGCUAUCCUACUGGGUGCAAAAAAGUAUUCGAUCAAACAUUGUAAGGAGAUUUACAUGAGUAUCUCAAAGGAUUUAUUCACCCAAGGUCGUUUCUCAGGUGUUUCGGGACUGUUACUCUCACAUUCAUAUUAUAAUACGAAAAAAUGGAUUGACAUUCUGAUUAAGGCAAUCGGUGAUGACUGGACAAUUCUUGAUUCUUGUCGCUCAUUGAAUGCACCGAAGCUGAGUAUUAUAUCUUGCGUAGUGAAUGCGUCAAUGUUACAACCGUAUAUAUUCCGUAAUUAUGAAUAUCCUCCUGGACGUGAUGGCCAUUUUAGAGGUGAUUGCAGGGAUAUGAUAUGGCAAGCGCUACAAGCAUCUACUGCAGCACCCGGUUAUUUUGAAGAGGUGCUCUUGGGAUCAGUACUUCAUCAGGACGGUGGAGUAUUAGCGAACAAUCCAACAGCUAUAGCACUGCAUGAAGCACGGAUGCUGUGGCCGAAUGAACGUUUUCAGUGUGUUGUUUCUGUUGGAAAUGGUCAUCACGUUAACGAAUUAGAUACCACCCAUAUCAAGUCAUCAACUGGUGUUCAAGAGAAAAUAACGCGUAUAGUUGAUUCAGCCACCGACACUGAACUGGUGCAUUUAUGUAUGCAUGAUUUAUUGCCAGCGAAUACAUAUUUUAGACUCAAUCCAUAUAUGAGUUUUCCAUAUACUCUCGACGAAAUCGAUCCUGAUAAGUUAGCUCAAAUGCAAAAAGAUGCACGUUUGUAUAUUCGGCGGAAUCAUGCAAAAAUAGAAGAUACGGCAGAAGCAUUGCUGAUACGACCAUCGAAAAUGCAAUUAAUUUCACGACAAUUGCGCGACUUCUCAGAACGGCAUGGUUUAUAUACAAGGUCGUUCUAA
Molecule: messenger RNA, 1326 nt
Organism: Anisakis simplex (herring worm)
Lineage: Eukaryota; Metazoa; Nematoda; Chromadorea; Rhabditida; Anisakidae
Source: the annotation of a GenBank genome assembly